Molecule: messenger RNA, 837 nt
Organism: Caenorhabditis briggsae
Lineage: Eukaryota; Metazoa; Nematoda; Chromadorea; Rhabditida; Rhabditidae
Exons: 1
Coding region: 1-837 (278 amino acids)
Biological process (GO): DNA integration
Molecular function (GO): nucleic acid binding
Source: RefSeq, a predicted model, not a curated record
AUGAUUCCUUAUUCAGAAGAAAAUGAUGGCUUUAAAUAUUUAUUAACUGUAAUUGAUUGCUUUUCAAAAUAUGCAUGGGUAGUCCCAUUAAAAAAUAAAAAUGGAUUUACAACAUCACAAGCACUUCAAACAAUUUUCAAGCAAAGAAAACCUCAAAAAAUGCAAACGGAUAAAGGAAAAGAAUAUUAUAACAAGGAAAUAAAUAAACUUUUUAAAGCUAAUAGUAUCAUUCAUUUUUCUACAGAAUCAGAUAAAAAAGCUUCAAUUAUUGAAAGAUUUAAUAGAACACUAAAAGAGAAAAUGUGGAAGAUAUUUACGUUUAAUGAUAAUCAUAAAUGGAUAGAAAGUCUAGGUGAUUUAGUCAACAAUUAUAAUAAUUCAUAUCAUAGAAGUAUAAAAAUGUCACCAAUUAAAGCAAGUGAUCCUAAAAAUAAGACAAUUGUACACAAAAACUUGUUUGGAAACACUCAAUUACUAGAAGUACCCAAUAAAAAAACAAAAUUCAAUAUUGGUGACACUGUAAGAGUUACAAAAUACAAGACUAUAUUUGCAAAAGGAUAUCUACCGAAUUGGAGUACAGAACAGUUUAAAAUUGAUAAAGUUCAUAACACCUCUCCUAUCACAUACGAGAUUAAAGAUUUAGCGGAUGAGAAAAUCAAAGGAAAGUUUUAUGAGGAAGAACUAACUUUACAUAAAAAUAUUGAAAAUAAAUAUCAUAUCGAAAAAAUUCUAAAACGGAGAACUCGAAAUGGAAAAAGAGAAGUACUAGUGAAAUGGUAUGGAUAUCCAGAAAAAUUUAAUUCAUGGAUCCCUGAAAGUAAUCUAUCAGACCCAUAA